AUGCUCACAUUUAUCGACACUAAUCGCAGGAAACUUCCUCGUUCAAUAUCUUUUGAUGAUACCAUAAAACUACUCGACCCGAAUGGAAAUUUGAUCUUGCCAUCACCACAGCUCACUCCACAGCUCACUCCAACUAAAUCGCGGCUAUCACUACGUAACUGGUUCACCACAAUGAAAAACAGACGAAAUCGAUUCACAGUAGCUGGAUCAACUGAAGAUUUGCCAUCCGUGGCGUCAUCGGACGACAAGUCAUUCAAGCCCACUUCCCAAACGAUGUUAAUCCCUGACUAA
Molecule: messenger RNA, 291 nt
Organism: Haemonchus placei
Lineage: Eukaryota; Metazoa; Nematoda; Chromadorea; Rhabditida; Trichostrongylidae
Source: the annotation of a GenBank genome assembly